This is a messenger RNA of Neoarius graeffei (lesser salmon catfish), 927 nucleotides long. RefSeq lists its product as uncharacterized. The record is from RefSeq and is a predicted model, not a curated record. The coding region runs from base 46 to 885 and encodes 279 amino acids. Lineage: Eukaryota; Metazoa; Chordata; Actinopteri; Siluriformes; Ariidae. The transcript has 5 exons.
GUUCAUUUCCUCCCUGACCAGCCCGCUGGACAAACUCAAGACGCUAUGGAAAAAGACAGAGAGGCACUGACAGCAGAGAUGGAAAAAAGGAGUCCGAACAUGACGUUUAUUAAUGACGCUAUGGAUCGUACGUUUCCCUUGAGGAGGAAGGAAAUAGUUGACCAGGAACCCGGUGUUGAUCUGGUGAAGCGCAGAUGGCCAGCACUUUUCAUGGAAUACCAGGUGAAUUGUGAAUUUCACAGAAUCACUAUGGUUGACCUGCAAAGAAAAUUCCUUGGUUUCCUGGAAACUCACACCCCUAAAAUCCUGAAGAUGUAUCGAACCAGAAGAACACACUUCGGUGAGGAGAUGCAGAAACUCCUUGACUCGUUGGAUAAGGAGAAAUCCUUGCCUCUGAGCCUCUACUGGUGGACGAAUGUAGAUGUUUCAAGUCAAAGACGACACUGUAGCUGUAUGUGUAACAGAGUGUAUACAUCUGACAUCUCUGGACACAGAAAAGCUGUAGCCCUCAGAGGACUUCCGCUCUUUGUCAGGGAUUAUGGAGCAGUGAAGAUCCUGAAAACAUGCUUGAACACUGAUCCAGAAGAACAACACACCAAAGGUGUGAGAAUGGCAGUCCUGACUGUGGUCGAGGACGAUGGCGGGGCUACAGCUUCACCUCACGUGGAGGACUUCGCAAUAGUGCUUGAAGAAUGUGUGGUAAUCCACAAUAUUAAGAAUUUGCCUUCUGCGUUUUCCUUAUUUUUUGGAUUGUUAUAUGUGCUAAAUUUCCAGUACCCCAAGGAAUUGAAGUACACGUGUGAAAUAAUUCAGAAAGUCUUUCUUGGUCUUGGGGAUGACUGCUCUGCCAGAGCUCAAUCAUUCAAAAACAAACUGUUACGGUAGCUACUGGCUGAAUUUGUAAAAUUCAUUGCCUGGUGUGCAAUG